Messenger RNA from Prionailurus viverrinus (fishing cat), 5295 nucleotides. It is a transcript of the gene DENND5A, whose product is annotated as DENN domain containing 5A. The record is from RefSeq and is a predicted model, not a curated record. Bases 113 to 3976 code for a protein of 1287 amino acids. Lineage: Eukaryota; Metazoa; Chordata; Mammalia; Carnivora; Felidae. The transcript has 24 exons. Gene Ontology annotation, molecular function: guanyl-nucleotide exchange factor activity; small GTPase binding.
CGAGCCGCGGUAGCGGCGGCGGCGGGAGGGGCAGCCUGAGGGCGGACGGGCGGGCGCCCUGGUGCGGGGGCUCCGCACUCCGCACGGCCCGGCCCGGCUCGGCCCCGGCGCCAUGAGCGGCGGCGGCGGCGGCGGCGGCGGAGGGGGCUCGGCGCCCAGUCGUUUCGCCGACUACUUUGUCAUCUGCGGGCUGGACACCGAGACCGGGCUGGAGCCGGACGAGCUGUCGGCAUUAUGCCAGUACAUACAGGCUUCUAAAGCCAGGGAUGGUGCCAGCCCUUUCAUUUCCAGUACGACUGAAGGAGAAAAUUUUGAGCAGACACCACUGAGACGAACAUUCAAGUCCAAGGUCCUUGCCCGAUACCCUGAGAAUGUAGAAUGGAAUCCCUUUGACCAAGAUGCAGUGGGAAUGCUAUGCAUGCCCAAAGGGCUGGCAUUCAAGACCCAGGCUGAUCCCAGGGAGCCCCAGUUCCAUGCCUUUAUUAUCACAAGGGAGGAUGGCUCUCGGACAUUUGGGUUUGCCCUCACAUUUUAUGAGGAGGUGACUAGCAAACAGAUCUGCAGUGCAAUGCAGACCCUCUACCACAUGCAUAAUGCUGAGUAUGAUAUCCUACAUUCUCCGUCUGCUGAUGGCCAAGAUGACAGUGGCAUGGACGAUGGUGAAGGCACUCCUGGGACUAAGCUUCAGCGCUUCAACUCCUAUGACAUUAGCCGGGACACGCUCUACGUCUCUAAGUGCAUUUGCCUCAUAACACCCAUGUCCUUCAUGAAAGCAUGCCGGAGUGUGCUGGAACAACUUCACCAGGCAGUCACUUCACCUCAGCCCCCUCCACUGCCCCUUGAGAGCUACAUAUACAAUGUACUCUAUGAGGUGCCACUUCCACCUCCUGGCCGGUCCUUGAAAUUUUCUGGAGUUUAUGGGCCAAUAAUCUGCCAGAGACCAAGUACUAAUGAGCUUCCCUUAUUUGACUUUCCUGUCAGAGAGGUCUUUGAACUGCUUGGGGUGGAAAAUGUGUUUCAGCUUUUUACUUGUGCUCUUCUGGAGUUUCAAAUCCUGCUCUACUCACAGCAUUACCAGAGACUGAUGACUGUGGCGGAGACAAUUACAGCUCUCAUGUUUCCUUUCCAGUGGCAGCAUGUCUAUGUCCCUAUUCUCCCGGCUUCUCUCCUACAUUUUUUAGAUGCUCCUGUUCCAUACCUGAUGGGCUUGCAUUCCAAUGGCUUGGAUGACCGGUCAAAGCUGGAGCUGCCUCAAGAGGCUAACCUCUGCUUUGUGGACAUUGACAACCACUUCAUUGAGCUGCCAGAGGACCUGCCUCAGUUUCCCAACAAAUUGGAGUUUGUCCAGGAAGUCUCUGAGAUUCUCAUGGCAUUUGGCAUUCCCCCUGAAGGAAAUCUUCAUUGCAGUGAGAGUGCCUCCAAGCUGAAGAGGCUUCGGGCCUCUGAGCUUGUCUCUGACAAGAGGAAUGGGAACAUCGCAGGCUCCCCUUUGCAUUCCUACGAGCUUCUCAAGGAGAAUGAAACUAUUGCCCGGCUGCAAGCAUUGGUUAAGAGGACUGGUGUGAGUCUGGAAAAGCUGGAAGUACGUGAAGACCCCAGCAGCAAUAAGGACCUGAAGGUUCAAUGUGAUGAAGAAGAACUGAGGAUUUACCAGCUAAACAUUCAGAUCCGGGAAGUUUUUGCAAAUCGUUUCACUCAGAUGUUUGCAGAUUAUGAGGUGUUUGUUAUUCAGCCCAGCCAGGAUAAGGAGUCCUGGUUUACCAACAGGGAGCAGAUGCAAAACUUUGAUAAAGCAUCUUUUCUGUCAGACCAGCCUGAGCCAUAUCUGCCCUUCCUCUCAAGAUUCCUAGAGACCCAGAUGUUUGCUUCUUUCAUUGACAACAAAAUCAUGUGUCAUGAUGAUGAUGAUAAAGACCCUGUACUCCGUGUAUUUGAUUCUCGAGUAGACAAAAUCAGGCUGUUGAAUGUUCGGACACCUACUCUUCGUACAUCCAUGUACCAGAAGUGUACCACUGUGGAUGAAGCAGGGCAAGAAGAGGGGAAGGUUGAUGCCAGCGGUAUUUUCCCUCUUGUAUCAGAAAACAAAAGCUUUCCCAGAAAUUCCCAACAACUUCUGUUGUCUCAUAGGCUACAACCAUGUUCUAUGACCAUCCUUAAGUGCAAGGGAGGCUGUGAAAAGAAAGCAAUUGAACUGCGUCUGGCAAAAAUUGAUCAUACUGCGAUUCACCCCCAUUUACUUGACAUGAAGAUUGGACAAGGGAAAUAUGAGCCAGGCUUUUUCCCUAAGUUGCAGUCUGAUGUGCUUUCCACUGGGCCAGCCAGCAACAAGUGGACAAAAAGGAAUGCCCCUGCUCAGUGGAGGCGGAAAGAUAGGCAGAAGCAGCACACAGAACACCUGCGUUUAGAUAAUGACCAGAGAGAGAAGUACAUCCAGGAAGCCAGAAAUAUGGGCAGCACCAUCCGCCAGCCCAAAUUGUCCAACCUUUCCCCGUCAGUGAUUGCUCAAACCAACUGGAAGUUUGUAGAGGGCCUGCUGAAGGAGUGCCGCAACAAGACCAAGAGGAUGCUGGUGGAGAAAAUGGGCCGAGAGGCUGUGGAGCUAGGGCACGGGGAGGUGAACAUCACAGGGGUGGAGGAGAACACCUUGAUUGCCAGCCUUUGUGACCUCCUAGAAAGGAUCUGGAGUCAUGGGCUACAAGUAAAGCAGGGGAAAUCAGCCUUGUGGUCCCACCUGUUACAUUAUCAGGAAAACCGGCAGAGAAAACUGACAUCAGGAAGCCUCAGUACCUCAGGAAUACUUCUUGAUUCAGAACGGAGGAAGUCUGAUGCCAGCUCAGUCAUGUCUCCCCUGCGAGUCUCCCUCAUUCAGGAUAUGAGGCACAUCCAGAACAUCGGGGAAAUCAAGACUGAUGUGGGAAAGGCUAGAGCGUGGGUGCGAUUGUCAAUGGAAAAAAAGUUACUUUCCAGACACCUGAAGCAGCUUCUCUCAGACCAUGAGCUCACCAAAAAGUUGUACAAGCGCUAUGCCUUCCUGCGCUGUGACGACGAGAAGGAGCAGUUCCUCUAUCACCUCCUCUCUUUCAAUGCCGUUGAUUACUUUUGCUUCACCAAUGUCUUCACAACUAUCCUGAUCCCGUACCAUAUCCUGAUUGUACCGAGCAAGAAGCUGGGGGGCUCCAUGUUCACCGCCAACCCAUGGAUCUGCAUCUCUGGAGAACUGGGUGAAACACAGAUCCUGCAGAUUCCCAGGAACGUGUUAGAGAUGACUUUUGAGUGCCAGAACUUGGGGAAGCUCACUACGGUACAGAUAGGCCAUGACAACUCUGGACUGUAUGCCAAAUGGUUGGUGGAAUAUGUGAUGGUCAGGAAUGAGAUCACAGGACAUACCUACAAGUUCCCAUGUGGCCGGUGGUUGGGAAAGGGCAUAGACGACGGGAGCCUGGAGCGGGUCCUGGUUGGGGAGCUGCUCACGUCCCAGCCUGAGGUGGAUGAGAGACCGUGCCGAACCCCGCCCCUGCAGCAGUCCCCUAGUGUCAUCCGGAGGCUCGUUACCAUCUCACCCAACAACAAGCCCAAGCUGAACACUGGGCAGAUCCAGGAGUCCAUCGGGGAGGCAGUCAAUGGAAUUGUGAAGCACUUCCAUAAGCCUGAGAAAGAGCGAGGCAGUCUGACGCUGUUGCUCUGUGGAGAAUGUGGCCUUGUCUCGGCCCUGGAACAGGCUUUCCAACAUGGAUUUAAAUCCCCCCGGCUCUUCAAAAAUGUCUUCAUUUGGGAUUUCUUGGAAAAAGCACAAACCUAUUAUGAGACUUUGGAGCAGAACGAACUUGUCCCUGAGGAAAACUGGCAUACAAGGGCCCGGAACUUCUGCCGAUUUGUCACUGCAAUCAAUAAUACUCCCCGGAACAUUGGCAAGGACGGCAAGUUUCAGAUGCUGGUGUGCUUGGGAGCCAGGCCUGAUGGAAGACAGUGGGAAUGAGCUGAAUAAAACAUGGUCCCUACCAUUUAGAAGCUUACUUGUCCUAAUUAAGUACAGUAUAAGGCAGAAGGUUGUGAGAGUCCCAAAAGGAGCAUUCAUAAGGUAUGCUGAAACUGUAGAGGAGAAAGAUCAGAGAGGGGAGGAGGUGGUAUUUGAGUUGAGCCUUAAUGGAAGGGUAGAAAUGGGGAGAGAGUUUGAAGCAGAUAGAACUAGCAGAGAGGCCCUAAAGGAAGCAAAGAGUGUGGGGUUAGGAAAUAACAGGUAAACUUGGGAAGGGCGGUUGUAGGAAACAGUUGAAAGGAUGGGGGCCUUGGGGAGCUGGGACAGGGAACCCUUCCAUAUUAGAACAGAGUUGUUUAAACAGGCGACUGAAAUGAUAUGAAUUUGAUACCAUGGGUGGUAUGCAUCAGAGUGGAUAAGAUUGUUAGGGACUAUUCCAGUGGGUGACAUGAGGGUGUGAAAGCCAAAUAAAUUUAAGGCAGUAGUUUAUUUGGGCCAGGGAAGAGAGGGAGUUGGCGUUGUACUUAAAAACGGACUCUGGAACCAGAUUCACUAGGUUCAUAUUCUCAGAUCAGCCAUUUCCUAGCCAUAUGAUCUUGGACAAGCUACUUAACCUUUGUCAAUUUCUUCAUCUAUAAAGUGGGGCUAGUAAUAGCACUAAUAGCACCUGCCUCAUAUCACAGGGUUGUUAUGAAGGUUAAAUCUCUCAAAACAUUGUCUGGCACAUGCCAAAUGCUAUGUGGAUGUGAGCUCUUAGGAUUAUUCCUGGUGGUGAUAGCUCUGGGGAGGAGUAGUGCUCUGGGACAGAUGGGCUGUUGAGAUGGAGGAGGUGGUGUUGAUUGGUCCUGGAGUCUGGUUGGUGGUGGGCUGGUCUAGGGAGGCAGGGGGAGACAGGAGAGGAGGUGUGGGCCUUGUGGCAGGUAACUGGGUUGAUUUGGCUCAGAUUGGGUUGGUGUCCCUGGGACUGAGUAGUCCCUAAUAGGAGCCUUUUAAAGCGAUGUAAGGCCUCUUUGCCAAGAGCUGUUAGGGGAGGGAAAGGGGGUUGAGGAAGCUAUCCACUUCUCCAGCUUUAGACUUUGUUCAAGGAGUGAUGGAGCAAGUUUCCUCCUUGGCCUUAUACUAACUGUCUCCCUUCCACUUCCCUUCUGACCCAUCUGGACUGACCCUUCUCUGCCAGAGAUCACCUCCUACACCACUGGAUUGCCCUGCUGGCCGACUGUCCCAUCACCGCACACAUGUAUGAAGAUGUGGCGCUCAUCAAAGACCACACACUUGUCAAUUCCUUGAUCCGCGUGCUGCAGACAUUGCAGGAGUUCAAC